GCUAUUAGGCAGGCACUGGCGAAGACAGCUUUGCUUGGGUGACGUCACCCCGAGCGAGCCAAGCGACGAGGGGGCUUUCCAGCUGGAGCGACGCAGCGACUGCAGCUGGCGAGAUGGCCGCGCGUGUGUUGAGCGCCGCGCUGAAUGGAAUGCGAAGGGACAGAAGCUUUAGCACGACUGCUGUUGUCUGCAAACUGGGGAUACCUCUGGGACCAAUGCCUAAUGAAGAUAUUGAUGUCAGUAACUUGGAAGUAUUGGAAAAGUAUCGCACCUUCACCCGUUACUUCAAGGAAGCAGAAAAAGAGAGUAAGAAGCCUCAUUGGUGGAAAUCCUACAAGAAAUACAUCACUCCUCAACAAGAUGAAGAGGCAAAGAUAAACAUUGGCCUACCUUAUCAUCUACAGUCAUGGGAAAAAAAAUAUGAAGAGAGAAAAGCCAUAAUGAAACAAAAUUUCACGAAUAUGGAAAUGGAAAGGGCAUCCCGUCUCAGGACAUUGUUGAUUCCACUUGAUGAAAGCAGGGCGGAAUGGGAGAAUACCAGCGGCCCAUAUCACAAGCAGCGAGUUGCAGAACACUAUGGACUGUAUCGAGAUUUGUUUAAUGAUGCCACAUUUGUUCCCCGAGUUCAUCUUAAAGUAGAAUACAACCAUGAUGAGGAACAUGUUAUGCCAGUUUAUCAUGGGAAUAUGAUUACACCCACAGAGACUUUAAAUCCUCCCAAAGUCACAUUUCAGGCAGAUGAAGGAUCUUUAUGGACCCUGCUUCUCACUAACCUGGAUGGGCACCUGCGUGAUACCAAUUCAGAGUAUGUCCACUGGCUGGUGGCAAACAUUCCGGGCAAUCAAAUAGAAACAGGCAAGGAACUUUGCCAUUACUUUCCUGCAUUCCCUGCUAAAGGAACUGGAUACCAUCGCUACGUUUUCAUUCUCUUCAAGCAGCUCCAGCAAAUUGAUUUUACGGAAGAAAUGCGUCCAAAACCUUGCCACAGCCUUAAGAUGAGAACCUUCAGAACAUUUGACUUCUACAAAAAGUAUCAGAAUGAUAUGACACCAGCAGGGCUGGCAUUUUUCCAGUGCCAGUGGGAUGAUUCUGUUACACAGAUCUUUCACCAGCUUCUCGUCAUGAAAGAGCCAGUGUUUGACUUUGUGCGACCCCCCAAAUACCACCCCCCACAGAAGAAGUUUCCACACCGACAGCCUCUGAGGUAUCUGGAUAGGUACAGGGACAGUGAUGAGCUCACUUACAAAAUUUACUGAGGUGUCUGACACCUGCCUUUUCAAGAUGGCCCUGGACAGAGCUGCCACUAUGCCACAAAGAAUACUUCUGCAGAACAGUUCACAAAGUGGAAGUUUAAGAACCAUGGUUGGAUUUGAUCCAAAGCACCACUGGUAUUCCUGACUUGGAAGAAAGAUAGUUUACAACUAUCUUGUGUACAUCAGACAACUUGUGAAAGUGGUGCAAAUACAUUCAUUCUUGUGGUGAAGAAACAGCCUAGUUGUACCAGAAUGUCUAAAACUUCAGAAGUUGGGCUUCGGCUCUGCUUUCUCAACAGUCAAAGUGUUCUAUGCUUUGCUGCUCCACCACUGCACUGUCUCAGCAAAAUACUCUCAGCUGAAUUGGUUUGUAUAAUAUCUGAAAUGUGCCCAAGUGCAUCGUCUUUAAUCUUUAAAGUAUGAAUUAAAUAUGUUUUUAAAAUCA
This is a messenger RNA of Varanus komodoensis (Komodo dragon), 1698 nucleotides long. It is a transcript of the gene MRPL38, whose product is annotated as mitochondrial ribosomal protein L38. The transcript has 9 exons. The record is from RefSeq and is a predicted model, not a curated record. Lineage: Eukaryota; Metazoa; Chordata; Lepidosauria; Squamata; Varanidae. Gene Ontology annotation, cellular component: mitochondrial large ribosomal subunit. Bases 114 to 1256 code for a protein of 380 amino acids.